AUGGCACCAACAAAGCCUAAGAACAUUGUAAUCGUAGGGGGGUCGUUAGGUGGCCUUUUGACUGGCGUCGCAUUGAAGCGCCUUCGCAAAGACCUCAAUAUUCGCAUCUUUGAGCGUAAUCCGACACCUCUUCUCCAGGACCAAGGUGCUGGUGUAGUGGCUGGACAAGAUGUGCAGAAGUUCUUCAAAACGCACGACCGCAGCCAAACUACAUUGACAGUUCCAAGUCAUCAAAGGUUGUAUCUUGAUAAGGGUGGCAAGAUUAUAGACCGUCAUGACCAAGAGCAGCGUAUGACGAGCUGGGAUUUGCUGUACCACCUUCUGCGAACCAACUACGAUGGUAGCGAAACCGAUUACGCGAAGACGCCCACAGCGGAGGGAGGCGAAGGAAAGACAUCGUAUGAAUACGGAUGUACGGUAACCAGUGUUGUGGUGCCAAAUCAUUCGCCGUCGUCGCUACUAGACUCCUCAGAGCCCGUCAAGGUCACUGUCCAGCACAAAUCUGGGGAGACAUUCACAACAGACGCAGACCUUGUCGUCGCAGCCGAUGGACCCAGCUCCAAGAUACGUGCCGAAUACUUCCCCGAUGUGAAGCGGAAGUAUGCUGGAUACGUAGCAUGGCGCGGUACGGUACCCGAGACCGAGGUUUCUCAGGCUGCCACCGAUGUCUUCGUCGAGAGGUUUACGUUCUACCACACCGAGGGCAUACAGAUAUUAGCGUAUACCAUCCCAGGCAAGAAUGGGACGAUCAAGCCCGGCGAACGGCUGUUGAAUUGGGUUUGGUAUGUGAACUAUAAAGAAGAGUCACUGGAGCACAUUGAGCUCAUGACAGACAACGAGGGAAAGAGGCACCACAUUACACUACCUCCAGGUGGAAUCAAGGAGGAUGUAUGGAGACGACAAAAGAACCUAGCGAAUGAGAGUCUACCACCACAGUUCUCUGAGCUCGUCAACAAGACCAAGGUGCCGUUCAUACAAACCAUCACGGAUGUCAUCGCACCCUCUGCUUUGCUAGCAAACGGUAGAGUACUAUUGCUGGGUGAUGCGCUGGCAGGCUUUAGACCACACACAGCUGCGAGUACGAAUCAGGCCGCUCUUGACGCUAUGAAACUUGCUGGCGCUGUUGAAAAGAUCAUCGAAGGAGGGGGAUUGGAAGAGCUUCAAAAAUGGGAAGAAGAGGUGAUGGAAUAUGGCAAAAAGAUGCAAGGUCAUGGUGUGCAGAUGGGUAACCGGAGCCAGUUUGGCAAACAUCCGAUGCAAAGAUGA
Molecule: messenger RNA, 1266 nt
Organism: Alternaria burnsii
Lineage: Eukaryota; Fungi; Ascomycota; Dothideomycetes; Pleosporales; Pleosporaceae
Product: fad nad-binding domain-containing protein
Exons: 1
Coding region: 1-1266 (421 amino acids)
Source: RefSeq, a predicted model, not a curated record